This is a messenger RNA of Lotus japonicus, 1978 nucleotides long. RefSeq names its product putative clathrin assembly protein At4g25940. Gene Ontology annotation, molecular function: SNARE binding; 1-phosphatidylinositol binding; clathrin heavy chain binding. Gene Ontology annotation, cellular component: clathrin-coated pit; clathrin-coated vesicle. NCBI's taxonomy places the organism in Eukaryota, Viridiplantae, Streptophyta, Magnoliopsida, Fabales, Fabaceae. Gene Ontology annotation, biological process: clathrin coat assembly; vesicle budding from membrane; clathrin-dependent endocytosis. The transcript is spliced from 15 exons. The coding region runs from base 82 to 1806 and encodes 574 amino acids. The record is from RefSeq and is a predicted model, not a curated record.
UAACAAAGAAGAAGAAGAAGAACACCAUUGUUCCUUCUUCUUUCUCUCUUUCCAUCAAAUUGAAUAACAUUAAUUUGAUGAAUGGGAACGUUUAAGAGCUUCAGAAAUGUCUAUGGAGCUCUCAAGGACUCCACCAAGGUUGGCUUAGCCAAGGUUAAUAGCGACAACAAGGAAUUGGAUAUUGCAGUUGUAAAAGCUACCAGCCAUGCAGAAUAUCCUCCCAAAGAACGUCAUGUUCGAAAAAUCUUCUAUGCCACAUCAGCACACCAACCAAGGGCAGAUAUAGCUUACUGCAUACACCUACUUUCCAAGAGACUUUCCAAGACACAAAAUUGGAUAGUUGCCAUUAAAACAUUGAUAGUGAUUCAUAGGAUAUUGAGAGAAGGUGAUCCUACCUUCAGAGAAGACCUUGUAAGCUACUCAAGGAGGAUACAUUUUCUCCAAAUAUCCAAUUUCAAUGAUGACUCAAGCCUUCUGUCUUGGGAAUGUUCUGAAUGGAUUCGAGCCUAUGCACUAUUUUUGGAAGAAAGACUUGAAUGUUAUAGAAUCCUUAGAUAUGACAUCGAAUUUGAAACAAAACCAUCAACUAUUUCGACAAAGGUAAAUAACAGAACACGAAUGUUGGCUAGUGAUGAAUUGUUGGAGCAGCUUACUACACUUCAGAAACUUCUACAUUGCCUUAUUGACUGUCAGCCUGGAAGAUUGGCUUUUAGAAAUUAUCUAAUACAGUAUGCUUUGGCCCUGGUAUUAAAGGAGAGCUUCAAAAUAUAUUGUGCUCUCAAUGAUGGAAUCAUAAAUCUUGUGGAUGCGUUCUUUGACAUGUCAAGAUAUGAUGCAGUAAAGGCUUUGCAUAUUUAUAAAAUAGCUAUGCUACAGGCUGUUAAUCUUGCACACUUUUAUGAACGCUGCAAGGACUUAGACCUUGCUAGGAGUUUUCAAUUUCCAACCUUGAGACAGCCACCUCAUUCUUUUCUUAUCACAAUGGAAGAAUACAUUAAAGAAGUACCCACAUCAGGCUCUAUUAAUGAGAAACAGGAAAAUGAUCAAACUUCUCAAAAUGAAGAAUCAGAGAGCGAAGAAUCCAAAGAGACUCAAGCAGUUGAGAAACAAGCUGAAGAAGUCAAUGAGAAAGAACUGGUAGAUGAAGAAACACAACCUAAGGAAGAGGAGGUUGAACCUCCUUCUUUGAUAUCAUUUGAUGCUACUGACGAUCUGUUGGGUCUAAAUGAAAUCAAUCCAAAAGCUCAAGAACUGGAGGAAAGCAAUGCAUUGGCACUUGCAAUUGUACCACCCGGCGGAAAUAACUCCACCAAUCUUGCUUUGACUAACAUAAGUGGAACUUCUGCUUGGGAACUUGCAUUGGUUACAACACCAAGUAACCACUCCAGCCCAGCACCAAACCGCAAAAUGGCUGGUGGAUUUGACAAGCUAUUACUAGACAGUUUAUAUGAAGAUGAAAAUGCAAGGAGACAGCUUCAACUACAAAAUGCAGGUUAUGAAUAUGAGGGAAUGACUCUGCAUAACCCAUUCAAUCACUAUACUCAACAUGAUCCAUUUGCAAUAGGACCUCCACACAAUGUGCAAAUGACAUUGACGGCUCAACAACAUCAACAACAACAACAUCAUCAUCAAAUGAUGUUCCAACAGCAGCAACAACAUAACAUGAUAAUGGUCCCAGCUUACCAGUAUCCGCAUAAUAGUCAAUACUCUCAACGGAGUUCUUCUAAUCCAUUUGAAGAUCCCUUACCAGUAUCUAGCCAUUCUUAUAGUUCCACGCACCAUCAAGUGAAUUACAAUUUUAUCUAGACUUCAGUUUCUUUCCCACUUGAAGAAGGGCUCAUUGAAAAUUCAUUUAUUGUUGGUAAAUGAAUGUUACAUGUACAUUAUCAUUCGUAACAAUAAACGAUUCAUUGUUCAUAUAUAUGGUUGGGUUGAUGGGGAAAAAAGUUAAUAAGUUAAGAGGGGUGCUAGCAACACA